Molecule: messenger RNA, 624 nt
Organism: Fraxinus pennsylvanica
Lineage: Eukaryota; Viridiplantae; Streptophyta; Magnoliopsida; Lamiales; Oleaceae
Source: the annotation of a GenBank genome assembly
AUGGAAGGUCAAAACAGUAACAACAGGAACGUCCAGGAAACUCAGCAUGCAAGUGAGUGUGCAGCCUCGAGAGAUGUGAUAGAAACGAGAGUGGGGGCUGGCAUAUAUUGUCCCACAAAUAGGGUGAGUUCUGAAGUCUUUAGUCCGCCAUUUUCCCCUGAGGAGGAUUAUAUCCACGAAGAUGAUAUGCUUGCGGAUAUAGAUAUGGAUCUUGAUGCAACUGAACAACCUUCAGAGGAGGAAGAAGCAAGAGAUGAGGUUGUGCAUGUAAAUGUUGAUAAUUCAACACCUGAAGAAGAUCAUAACGAGGAAGAAGAUUCUGAUAUGGACGAAGAUAUGGAGCUUGAUGUAGAUGAAAUGUCUUACGAGAGAAUUGGAAAUGUCAGCAAUGGAUUGAGGGAGGAGGACAUUUUCUGGCACAUGAAAUGGUACCGUCACAUUACUUUCCUAACAUCUUCUCCAGAAGAGGAAGACCUCUGUGGUAUAUGUUUGGAUGAAUACAUUGAGGGCCAGAAUAUUGGGGAACUUGACUGUGAACACAAAUUUCAUCAUGACUGCAUCAGGAAGUGGCUCAUGCAGAAAAAUAUCUGUCCCAUGUGCAAAAGGACUGGUUUGGCAAUUUGA